Molecule: messenger RNA, 681 nt
Organism: Lolium rigidum
Lineage: Eukaryota; Viridiplantae; Streptophyta; Magnoliopsida; Poales; Poaceae
Exons: 2
Coding region: 10-408 (132 amino acids)
Source: RefSeq, a predicted model, not a curated record
GCUGUUAAUAUGUUGAAUGAUGACCCUGACAAUGACAAAGCUUCUGCUCUGUGGGAGGAAGGGUGGGAUGACCUUAUGAGAUCUGCUGCUAUGUACAGAUAUUGCAUUGAUGGCAUUGCUAAAGCUACUGCUAGCAUUAAGGGGACUCCACUGGAUGGUGUGCUGAAACAGAAUCAGGUGUGCUCUGAAUUUGUGGAGGACUAUGCUAGGACUGCGAGAGAGUUGUGUACAACAGUGGAGGACUUCCUCAGCACCUCAAGGAAUGCCAUGAAGAAGAUUUCAAGUGAACGCGAGAAAUUCAAGACCUUGCAGAUGAUUUCCAAGGGGCUUGCUACUCUUACACUGGGGAUAUCCCUGUUAGUUCUUCUGCCGUUGAUGGGGUUAUAUCUAGCUGGCACCGUCAGCUAGAGUACCGGCUUAUGUGCGGAGACUAACUGUAGCGUUGAAGGUCCUUCCAUGUUCAGUUGAAGAUUUUGUCAUCGGUUCUUGUUGUUCCAAGCAUCCAUGAGUGAUCAAGCGCAGUUCAGUAAGUGUGUUAAGCACUGCGUGAACCACAGACUAAUCCUGGACCGGGAGUGUCAUUUGCAGUCCGUGGUCAUUUGAACUGUUAGUACCUUGUAUGUAAGACCCAGCUAAGAUUUUGCGACUCUAUUGGACAGAGAGGAAACUUAGGAUGUUGAA